CCGUCAUCUCACCCGUCGCAGAGAUAACUUAUCUUCUGGGGGUACUUUUCGUACUUUUACCUGGAAUGAACGCGGUGCGUCGCCAGGUAUACUACAUAGCGUUCGAUUCAUCACCUUCGUCUAGCCAUAUACUGUCCAGUUUUAUAUUCGUUUUAUUAUCACCUGCCGGCAAACGUGCGCGUGCACGAGUUCUCAGGUCAUAAUGUCGUUGAAUAACGAGUCGUCUAUUUCACGCGCAGGGUUACUCCCUGUUCCCUCCUCUGUUCCUUCAGUUGCUCACACAAAAAUGUCCAUUCGCGCGAAUACAGUGCAGCUUUCAAGCAAUGAAGAGGAGGUUGACUUAACCUACACGCCAUCUCCUCCGACCUCUCCUACUGAGACAACUGCUCUUCUCUCCCCCGCUGCACAGUCUCGCCGUGAUUCAAUUCCAAAAACACCUAGUCGUACACCCCAAGGAAAACCUCGUGUCCUUGUAUGUCUGCUUGACACCAUCAGGACGUCCCUCAAAAGCAUCCCGGCCGUCAUUCUGGGGAGCCUUCUCAACGUCCUUGACGGUGUCUCGUAUGGAAUGAUUAUAUUCCCUGCUUCAGGCGUCUUCGACGACUACAAGAUGGCGCCUUUAGGCGUAUCCAUGUUUUUCCUUUCGACAUUGACCGCUCAAUUAACUUAUACACUUGGCGCGAGUCAGUUCGCAGGCGCCAACGGUAGCAUGAUGAUUGAAGUGGUCCCCUUCUUUCACAUGAUCGCGCUGUCAAUUUCGGCAGAUCUCGAGUCGCCUACCGAAAUUUUAGCAACGACUCUGGUGUCUUAUGCCCUAAGCUCCAUAUUGACCGGAAUCGCUUUCUUUCUACUCGGAUACCUGAAGCUCGGUACCCUGAUUGGUUUCUUCCCGAGACAUAUCCUCGUCGGAUGUAUUGGAGGCGUGGGUGCCUUUCUAAUCGAAACAGGGCUCGAAGUCUCUCUUUCCCUGACAUCCACUUCAACGUCCACUCCCCUUCCUCAUAUGUUCACUUCUCUGCACAACAUCAGUUUAUGGGGAGUGCCCUUGUUUCUUGCAAUUUUCUUGCGAGUGGCAAUGUGGCUUUACGGGAAACUUCGCAAAGGUGGCGAUGGCGAAGCUAACUCCGGCAUUUUCGUCGGUUACUUUAUCGUGAUCCCUGUCGUCUUCUACGUAGUGGUCUUGGCCGCCGGCAUACCCAUGGAUGUCUUGAGAAAAGACGGAUGGGUCUUUGAUUUACACGGCGGAAAUGACGCAGGAUGGUACAAGUUCUAUGGAUAUUUUGAUUUCACCCAAGUACGCUUCAAGCCAAUAUGGGACACCUUACCGACACAAUUCGCGCUCCUCUUCUUUAACAUCUUACAUCCUCCUCUUAAUGUGCCCGCGCUAUCCAUAUCCCUUAACGAUGACUACAUCGACACCAACAAGGAACUUGUUGCACACGGUUAUUCUAAUCUCUUUGCUGGGUUAAUAGGGACUGUGCCCAACUACCUUGUUUACGUGAACACGCUCCUAUUCUACCGUGUCGGAGGCAACACUCGCAUCGCCGGACUUCUCCUUGCGGCUGCUACUGCCAUUCUAUUGGCUAUUGGUACAGGGUUCGUCGGAUACAUUCCGGUUAUGGUGGUCGGAGCAUUGAUAUUCGUCCUCGGUAUCGAUCUGGUCAAGGAAGCUAUAUGGGAUACCAGAGGACGCGUGAGCCGGUCCGAGUACAUCACGAUCAUUAGUAUCAUGGUUUGUAUGACGGUGUGGGACUUUGUUAUUGGGGUUCUGCUCGGCAUUAUUGUGUGCUGCCUUUUCUUCGUUAUUCAAACAUCCCGACAGAGUGUCAUUCGCGCGUUACAUACCGGUUCGACUGCACCGUCAACAGUGAGAAGGCCGAGUGUGCAAAGAGCAUAUAUCAGAGAGGUGUCUGGAAAGCAAACGUGUGUUAUGCGAUUAGGUGGUUUCAUGUUCUUUGGGAACGUGACAGAAGUCGAAGAGGGCGUGAGAAGAGUACUGGGAGAUACGUUCGAGAAGGAUGAUGGGUAUGGGAGUACGAGGGGCAGGGUCGAAGCACCGGGGAUACGUUUCCUUGUGCUAGACCUUACUCAUGUGGCAGGGGUUGACAUGAGUGCCAUCGAGGGACUUGUACGGGUCCGGAGAAUGUUGGAGAAGAGGGGGGUAUGUUUAGUAAUGUGUGGUGUUAGGAGGGGGGAAGGACCUGUGGGAAAGGCGCUCGAUGUUUUCUUUGGAGAUGAAGCGGAAUCAGAGGAUGCUCCUGGGGUUGUGGAGGCUGGUAUAGGUUCACUGGUGGAAGUGUUUGAUACUUUCGGAGAUGCCAUGGAAUGGACCGAGAACGCGUAUCUAAAAGCCUGGUUUAAGGCUCAAAAGGUUGCUCGAAGUGUUCCCUUUCUACUUCCGGGCCGACAAGACGCCGACGUCGAGGCCUACAACGAACGUGGCUUAGGUCUUAACAUGCUCGGGUCUCCGAGAAUCGUGCACCUAUACGACGCAGGUUCUCGUACGAUUGCAAAUGAAAUGUACCCCUCGACGCCACCCAGCCUUGAUCAAGCAUCAAUCCCUUCGUUUUCUCUCGGAGGCACCCCGCCCAGACUUUCUAGAGAACCCGUGUCUGGACGUGACCAUGGUCGUCUGACGCCUCCACCCAAUCAAUCCCUACGCGAACCUUUGCUCACACUGUCUCGUGCGCUGUCGUCGUACACAAGUCUCGACCUCACUCCGCUCCCUGCGUACCUUUCUCGCGUAUGCCACCCCGCCGGACAUGUUUUAUGGCGACAAAAUGACCCAGCAGAUGGGUUGUAUAUCAUUGAAAAAGGCGUUCUGAGGGCUUCAUAUGCAUUUGAGUCAUGGGGUUCGAAUUCGGGUCUGGAGAGAUCGUCUCAUAAAAACGAGACCUACACCCAUCCUCCGCACAUUGAGGAAUCCAUGGUAUCAGGGACUGUUGCAGGUGAACUCUCAGCUCUGUCGAAUAUGCCACGCAAUGCGACUAUGGUUGUGGAGAGGGAUGUGGUGUUGUGGAAGUUGAGUCGGGAGGCACUGGGACGGAUGCAGGAAGAGAAGCCUAUCUUUGCGAAGCAGUUCGUCGAGGCGAUCUUAAAAUCGGCGAAAAUCGACUAUGACAUUUUGCUAGCUGCGUUGGCUACAAGGCAAUGAUCCGUAUAGACAUAUAUUUCUUAGAUUUUUCUUCGUCUUCAAUGAUUGUACGAUACAAGCAAGUGCAUGAUCAUCACACAGAAUUAUUUUAUCGUUCCUGUUUUCCCAUAUAUAUAUAUAGCAUAAAUAACCACACAUUCUCGUCGAAUAACAGGAUUUUCAAUCGGUUG
Messenger RNA from Guyanagaster necrorhizus, 3324 nucleotides. RefSeq lists its product as uncharacterized. Gene Ontology annotation, cellular component: membrane. The coding region runs from base 203 to 3154 and encodes 983 amino acids. The record is from RefSeq and is a predicted model, not a curated record. Lineage: Eukaryota; Fungi; Basidiomycota; Agaricomycetes; Agaricales; Physalacriaceae. The transcript is spliced from 20 exons.